GGACACGGUUGGAAGUGGAGGGGCGGACUGAGCGGCUGUUCGCCGGCUUUUCCUGCGCUGUAGCCGGGAGGUGCCAAUGGAAGACACACAGCAACUAGAUUCUCCGGCUCUUCAGGCGACUGAGGUGCCCAAAAACGAGAUCAUGUCAAAUGUUUCCAAAGGGUCAGAACGUCGGCAACGUUCCCGGAAUGGACAGAAGCUCUUCAUUUGCUCUGAGUGUGGCAAGAGUUUUAACAAGUAUUCACACCUCAAAUUGCACUUGCUAGUACACACAGGCGAGAAGCCCUUCAAAUGCAGUGUCUGUGAGAAGGAUUUUAAUCACCCAUCCAGCCUCCGGAAACACGAGAUCACGCACACAGGAGAGAAGCCAUUCAAAUGCUCUGACUGUGAAAAGAGUUUCAACGACUCAUCAAAUCUGUCCCGUCACAAACGCAUUCACAGUGGCGAGAAGCCAUUUAAAUGCAACAUGUGCGAGAAAGAGUUCACUUACUCUCACCAUCUAUUAUCGCACCAGCGCACACACACAGGAGAGAAGCCAUAUCAGUGCCUGACGUGCAAGAAAGAAUUCAGCCAGUCCUCCUCGUUAAUGAUGCACCAGCGGACACACACUGACAAGAGGCCAUAUAAAUGUGCUGCUUGUGGGAAGAAGUUCCAGUUGUCACGCCAUCUGGUGAAUCAUCGUUGCACACACGCAGGGGAAAACCCACUGGAAUACAAGAAAGAAUUUAAGAGGGAUUCUAUUUUGGGAAGACCUAAGAGGCUAAUUACACCAGAGCUGCUAUCUAAGUGUACCUUUUGUAGCAAGACGUUACGUCUGUCGCACAUCCCGAAACAUUUGCAUGGCGGUGAGAAGCCAUAUCAGUGCUCUGCGUGUCGGCUCAAGUUCAGCCAAUGCUCAGCUCGGAUGGUGAAAUAUCAGCAAGGAGGGGAGAGACCAUAUUUGUGUUCCAUCUGUGACAGAGGGUUCAAGGGCCCUAGCACACUGACGCACCCCAUUAUUACAGGCAGCGGCCCUCAUCACUGCAUUGGCUGUGGAAAGAGCUUCAAGAACCCAUCCCCUCAUCUUCAGCAUCAGGCUGUGCACAUGGAAGAAAGGCCUUACAGACUCGCUGGUUACAGGAAGAGCUUCAAGCAUGCAUAUAAAGGGUGCACACAGUUAAUCGAGCCUUCAGAACAUUCACAUAAAAAGGACAAAAUCCAAAUGUAUGAGAUGCAGGAAAGCCUUUAGAGACUCUUUCAAACUGUUCCUUCACCAGCAUAUCAUAGUACUUGAGAUCUUGUUAUCCACUUCUCCCUGCUCUUUUCCAAACCAGUUUUUUUUAAAAAGAGGUUCAGCACAGUAACAGGUCCUUCUGGGCCAACAAACCCAAGGCAUCUAUUUACACCCAUGUGACCAAUUAACCUAAUAACUGGUACGUCUUUGGAAUGUGGGAGGGGAACCGGAGUGCCUGGAGGAGACCCACAUGAUGUGCAAAUAGUGCUGGGAAUUGAAGCUGGGUGACUGGCGCUGUAAUAGCGUUACAUGACUGCUACGCUACUGUGCCGCCCAAAAAAGAAAAGCAAAGAUGAGAUUCUGCAGGUGCAGGAAAUCCAGAGCAGCACAUAAAAAAUGCUGGAGGAACUCAUCAUCCUGAUGAAGGGUCUCGGCCCAAAAUGUCAUUUCCAUAGAUGUUGCCUGUCCUGCUGAGUUCCUCCAGCAUUUUGUGUGUGUUACCCCAAAAAAGAAAAGUUUUCAGUUAUGGUCAAAAUCACUUGGAUGAGAAUUCGGAUCCCAACAGUUUCACAUAUCCUGCCAUAUAAUGACACAGGAAUUGCUUUUUUGGAGAAGGUUUUGACCCAUUGAAAAUAUGUGUUAAGACACUGAGUAAGCUAAGCACAUGUUCAUUUCAGUAUAGGCAAUUUCUUGGGCACUUGCUUACAGAAAACUGGGGCUGGUUCUCACAUUGACUCUCCCUUGGUUUGUUAGCUGUCUGUAACUUUUUUGGCGUACUCUAUAUCAUGAUCCAUGCCCGGGACUUCCAUGGGUCUCAGUUCAUUGCCCUAAGGCAGUUUCCCAAAGUAGGUGUUAUCGUGCCCCCACCCCCUGCACCACAGGGCAUUGGAGGGUGCUUGGUAGCAAGGGGGUAGCAGAGGAAUUACAGGCUUAAUAUUAAAAAAAUACUUAGUAUUCGAUCCUCUGUCUCAUAAUUAUAAUGAUAAUAUAAUCUCUUCAUUUCUUGCUAACCCACCAUUCUCUUAAGAGUGGUGAAUCUGUGGAAUUCGUUGCCACAGGCAGCUGUAGAGGCCAAGUCUUUAUGUACUUAAGACAGAAGUUGAUGGAUUCUCGAUUAGACAGGUCAUGAAGGGAUACAGGUGUAAGGCAAGAGAUUGGGGCUGAGGGGGAAAAUGGAUCAGCCAUGAUGAAAUAGCAGAGCAGACUUGAUGGGCCAAAUGGCCUGAUUCUGCUGCUCUAUCUUAUGGUCUUAUGUUAUAGGACACUAGUAUCUAAUAAUGGCCUAUAGAUUUUGAGCAUAGGUUCACGGGCUGCCAAGCAUUCAACAAGUGAUGUAUGUUCACCAGGUCUGCCUUUUCAUCAUUCAGGUUUAAUGUCACUGGCAAACACCGUGAAGUAUGUUGUUUUGCAGCAGCAAUGCAUUGCAAUACAUAAAAAACUAUAAAUUACAGUAAGUAUAUAUAUAUAUUUAAAUUAAAUAUGUAGUGCAAAAAUUGAGGGAAAAUAGUGAGGUAGUGUUCAUGGUUCAUUGUCCAUUCAGAAAUCUGAUGGUGGAGGGGAAGAAGCUGUUGCUGAAUUGUUGAGUGUGUGUCUUCAGGAUCCUGUACCUCCUCCUUGAUGGUACCAAUGAGAAGAGGGCAUAUCCUGGGUGAUGGGGUCCUAAAUGAUGGAUGCCAUUUUUUCUGAAGUAUCACCUUUUGAAUGUGUCUUCAAUGCUGGGGAGGUUAGUGCUCAUGGUGGAGCUGAUGGAGUUUACAACUGUCUGCAGGUUUUCCUGAUCCUGUGCAGUGGACCCUCCAUACCAGACAUUAGAAUACACUCAUGGCUUUCAUUUCAUUGCUGUAAGGUAUAGGACUCCAGCAUCUAAAAUAAAGGCCUAUAGUUUUUGAGCUUGGGUCUGUGGGCUGCCAAGCGUUCAACAAAUGAUGCAUCUUCACCAGAUCUGCCCAUUAAGACAGUUGACUCCAUGAGCAGAUGGUGAUUCUUUUGCUCGAACUUUGCACCAAGAACCGGGAUUACCAGGCGGUCGUCUUCUUAAGCCCAUUACCCCUACUGGGGCAUGGGCCACCGACAGCAGCUGUCAGAUUUCUCUGUCCUGGGCCAGUCUUUCUUGUCUCCAGGUGUAGCCAUCUCUUAGGUCCUUCCUCUGCCAGAGGUGAGGUCUUUGGAGCUUCUGUUGGUGUUCCUGGAGCACUGGGUAUUUACGGGAUGCGGUUGCUAGCCCCAUGCCCAACUGUCUUGCAGCCGAGGUUUGGACCGUCCAAGGCAGAGUUAUUACCAGGUUGUGCUCUCUUUUCAUUUCUGCUAAGCCAUGAUGGGGUUGCUGGACAUCCACCCUGAAUGGCUGCAAGUUAGGGCCAAUGUUUGAUCACUUUGUUACCACUGAACCGGUAUUUAUACUACAAUUCAGCUCCUUCCCAAGUCUGCCCAUGUCAUUUUCUUCAAAUGAUUGCUUUACCUUUCAGGGAAUAUUGUUGAGAUAUGCAGGAAAGAACUCGGAGAAAUAAUGAAAAAAAUUGGUGUCAGUAGUGGUAUUUCACUACUGGUGCCAAUGUGCAGUAGAAAAAAUUAAGGAGCUGCAUUUAAAAAAAAUAAUUUUGCUUUGUAUGAUGUGUGGGUAAAUCUAAGUCAUUGUCAUGAACCAUAGGCGGUUUCUAUUUUUGUUUUAUGCAAUUCGGUGUUUAGAAAGGAAGACUUGAAUCCUGCUCUUUGGUAGGAAUGCUAUAUACAAGCACAGACAUAGAUGUACACCACAGGCACCCACAGAAUCCUGAAAUCCUUUCAAAGUAAAUGUAUGUCACCAUAAGCAACCCCAAGAUUCAUUUUCCUGUGGACAUUCACAGUAAGUAUAAAGAAACACAAUAGAAUCAAUGAAAAAAAACUACAUACAAAGAUGGUCAUGCAACCCAUGUACAUAUGAAGAUAAAUUGCAAAAAAAGCUAAUAAAUAACAUAUGGAAAACGAGUUCUUGAGUCCUUGAAAGUGAGUGUAGAUUGUGGGAUCAGCUCAGAGUUGAGGUGAGUGAAGUUAUCCACACUGAUUCAAAAUCUUGACGGCUGUGGGGUAAUAACUGUUCUUGAACCUGGUGGUGUGAGACCUAAGGCAAUACUGUUGAGAAUUAGACACUUCUAUUUGUUUUAGUGAAAGGAGCAAAGAAAAUAUUUAACCAUUACUAUUUAAAAGGUGAUCUCCCUGUAUUGAUUCAUUGAAUGUGUCUAAUAUGAGGGAAUUUACUUCUUUAUAGUCACAUAGAUGGAUCAGGCAACUCAGCGUAACAGUGAGCCCUUAAUCUGGCUCUCUGUCAACUUUACAUCUGUGCAUGCAUGGGCUAAAAGGAAACUGUUCUUCAUGGUAUCUUCAAAUGCACAAAACACCAGAACACCUCAUAUUAUGUCCCUGAACAAAGAACCAUAGGAACGUUAGUACACUGGGAGCACACUUGGCAUGUCCUUUGACAGAGCAGCUAUGUUUACUUUUGAGUGCAAACUUUAUCUCUAACUUGACAAUUUCCUCAUCCACAAAACACAUAAUCCUUGAAAGUGGUGUUCUGGUGGGUCAUAAAGGAGCUUUAGGCACAUUGGCAUUCAUAAAUCAAAGUACUAAGUACAGGGUUACAUUGAGAUUUCUGGUCACCUACCUACCGGAAAGAUAUCAAUAAGAUUGAAAGAGUGCAGAGAACAUUUACAAGCGUGUUUCCGAGUCUUGAGGACUCAAGUUAUAGGUAAAGGCUAAUGAAGUUAGGAUUUUAUUCUCUGGAGCAUAGGAAAAUGAGGGGGUAUUUGAUAGAGGUGUACAAAUUUAUGAGAGGUAUAGACGGUAACUAAGCAGGAUUUUUCCACUGAGGUUGGGUGAGACAGAUGUUAUAGGUUAAGGGUAAAAGGUGAAAUAUUUCAAGGGAGGAGCCUGAGGGGGAACUAUUUCACUCAUGCUGGUGUGAGUGUGGAAGAAGCUGCCAGUGGAAGUAGUGGAUACGGAUUCAAUUGCAACAUUUAAGAGAAGUUUGGUUCGGUACAAGGAUGGGAGGAAUAUGGUGCAGGUCGAUGGGACAAGGCACAGCCUAGUUGGGCUGAAGGGCCUUUUUCUGUGUUGUAGUGUUCCAUGGCUAUUUCAUUUUUAACUACAUUUAUGGAACCAGGUUCUACCUUUUCAAAUAGCAUAUUCUAGACCUUGGCACCAAUUUCUUUUAAAGGAAAGUUAUCCGUCCAUCUCUUUGGAUUGUUGUCAAAUUGUUAUUAUUUUAUGACUGACUCACUUGGUAGAGUGAGUUUUUCUUCAAUUCUCCUGAGACCCUUCAUCAGAUAAAUAGUCACUGUAAGAUCAGGUAUAUCUUUAGACCCUUUGAGUUUUGGCUUUGUAUGUUAUCUAUAAUGUUCUGCCUGUAAUAUCUCAACUGAGACCAAUAUAGUAACUUUUGGAAUUGGUUCAUUAUUGUCACAUGUACAGAGAUACAUUGCAAAGCUUGUCUUGCAUACUGUUCAUUCAGAUCAACUCAUUACACAGUGCAUUGAGGUAAAACACUUACAAAAUGCAAAAUAAAGUGUAACAACUACAGAGGAAAUGCAAUGUAGGUAGAUGAUAAGAUGCAAAGUUAUAUUGAGGUAGCUUGAGGGGUUAACAGUCUGUCUUAUCAUACUAGGGCACCAGUCAAUUGUGUUAAAGUAGUUGGGUAGAAGCUGUCUUUGAGGCUGGAUUAAAAAUUUUUAGAGAGUAGAUUAGAAAGUUAUAAAGUAGUUCUGUUUUCUAUUUAUUGUUUUAUUAAGUAAACCCAGGUAAACCACAUUUUCUGACUAGUAAUUUGCCUUAAGGACGUGUAUUUAUUUGCUGAUUACACAUUUCAUAGAAAACCUACAGCACAAUACAGGCCCUUUGGCCCACAAUACUGUGCCGAACAUGUACUUACUUUAGAAGUUACCUACAUUUUUUCCCUGAUGUCUCUUUACAUAAUCCCUCUGUAUGGAGUUCUCCUCAUGACCACCUGCGUAGCCCUCUAUUUUUCUAAGCUCCAUGUACCUAUCCAGGAGCCUCUUAAACUAAUUUGAAAUAAUUUACAAUGAACUUCAUCUGCCAUGCUGUGUGCAUUUCUUAAAAACUAGCUUGCACAGUAUACUACUUUGCGAAGUUAUAUUUACAGUAUUUUAUUUAGAGAUACAGGGCUUAACAGACCCUUCCAGCCGCAUUGCCCAGCAACCACCGAUUUAACCGUAGCCUAACCAUGGGACAAUUUACAAUGACCAAUUAACUUGCUAACCAGUAUGUCUUUGGACUGUGGGAGAAAACUGGAACACCCGGAGAAAAUCCACAUGCACACAGGAAAAAAUGUAUAAACUUGCUUACAGAGUAUGCCAGAAUUGAACUCUGAACGCCAACUCCCUGAGCUGUAAUAACAUCAUGCUAAUGACUAUGCUACCAUGCUGGCUUUUUGGAUUGUUAACAAAUGGAUCCGUAAGACAUAGGAGCAGAAUUACACCAUUUGGCCCGUCGAGUCUGUUCCUCCAAUCAUGCCUGAUCCUUUUUUCCCCUCCUCAACCCCACUCCCCUUCACCUUUGAUGCCAUGUUCUUAAGAACUCACAUGGUCACAGGAAGAGCAUACAAACUCUUUACAGACAGGAGCAGGAAUUGAACUCUGGUCACUGGUGCUGUAAUGGUGUUAUGCUAACCACUACACUAUUGUGCCACCUCAUAGUGACUCCCUGUAGAUCUAAUUAAAUGCUUUCCAAUAGUCAUAAACACACUAGUUUGAUCAACAUUUUUUCCCUGAUGUCUCUUUACAUAAUCCCUCUGUAUGGAGUUCUCCUCAUGACCACCUGGGUACCACGGUAAUGUAGCGGUUAGUGUGAUGCUAUACAGCUUGGGCAUUGGAGUUGGGAGUUCAAUUCUGACGUCAUCUAUAAGGAGUCUAUAUCCCCCCCCCCCCCCCAUGGCAUGCGUGCGUUUUCUCUAAAGAUGUAGCAAUUGAUAGGUUAAUUCAUCAUUGUAAAUUGUCCUGUGAUUAGGCAGGGGUUAAAUUGGGGUUGCUGGGUGAUGCGGCUCAACGAAUCUGUGCUAGCUCUCCUUUAUUAAUGUUCUCAUCAAAUUUAUUGUAUCCGGGAUGUUAAUUUCCAGUGCCUCCAUUUUUAGGCUGAAUAACUGGUUUUCACCUUUUGGGUAGUUGUACACUAGUAGAUAAUCUCUCUCAACCCCUCUCAAUCCAGUUUAUUUCUUUGCUUCUUGCAGUGAUGUUGAAUGUAUUCCUCCGAUACCAGAUGACUUGCCUAUGUUUGGUGAUUGCUUUGUAUUACAGUCCUGUCUGAAACUACUCACUCAUUGUAACUUUCAUAUUGCCUGCUCUGCUUAUAAAGGCAUGUAGUUUAGAUCAUACUAGGACACAGAACACUACAGCACAGUACAGGCCAUUCAGCCCUUUCAACCUAGAUCAGUCUAAUCCAAACCUCCUACCAUCAUCGUUUUCUACCAUCCAUGUGCCUAUCUAAGAGCUUUGUUAAAUGUCCCUACUAUAUCUGCCUCUAUCACCAUUCCUGGUAGGGCGUUCCAUGCAUUGACCACUCUGUGUGAAGAACUUACCUCUGACAUUCUCCUAUACUUACCUCCAAUUACCUUAAAAUUAUAACCCGUCAUAGUAGUCAUUAUUGUAGACAUGAGAUUCUGUAGGUGCUGGAAAUCCAGAGAAACAUAAAAUGCUGGAGGAACUCAGCAAGUCAGUUAGCAUCUAUGGAAAAGAAAAAAAGAGUUGAUGUUUCAUCAGAACUAUUUAUUUAUUUAUUAGCCAUUACUGGUUUACUUAUUAGUUUUACUUAUUUAGUACUCUAGCCAUUGCUUUUUCAUGAAGGUUACACUUUUAGUCCUUAAUUGGGGACUACUAUUUUUCCUCCCCAACCUCUUUCACAUUGUAUAGAUUUAACCCCAAAUUUCAUAAAUCGACCUGUCUCCCCAAAGGUGAACAUCAUUGGAAAUAAGCAGAUGCUGGAUAAAUAUACUGAAUUAUUUCUGUAGUUAGACGUUUGUAAGUAAACGCUUUACAAUCUGUGGCCACUUCAUUAGGUACAGGAGUGGAACCCGGUGUGGUCUGCUGCUGUAGCCCACCCAUUCACUUCAAGAUUCAAUGUGUUGUGCAUCCAGAGAUGCUCUUCUGCACAUCACUCUUGUAACGCAUGCUUACUUUGAGUUGCUGUCACUUUCUUGUCAGCUUGAACCGAUCUGGUUAUUCUCCCUGACCUCUCAAAGUGUUUUCACUCACAAUUGCUGCUCACUGGAUGUUUUUAGCUUUUCACACCAUUUUCUGUAAACUAUAAAUGUAGACUUGUGUGUGAAAAUCGCAGGAGAUCAGCAGUUUCUGAGAUACUCAGACCACCUCAUCAGCACCAACAAUCAUUUCAUGGUCGAGGUCUCUUAGAUCACAUUUCUUCCCCAUUCUGAUGUUUGGUCUGAACAACAACUAAACCUCUUGAGCAUGUCUGCAUGUAUUUGUGUAUUGAGUUGCUGCCAUGUGAUCAGCUGAACAGAUAUUUGCAUUAAUGAGCAGGUGCACCUAACAAAGUGGCCUCUGAGUAUUUUUAAAGGAGACCGUGGAAGAAAAUUCUCCCAAGCUAUUGCAGCAAUUUUAUUAAUUGACAAAAUAAGCUCAGAUGUUUAAGGGAAGUUACGUUUUUCAGCAUGGCUCCAUUGGGAAUAUUCUUGCUUUGAUGGAAGGUUAAAUUUAAUGGCAAUCGGAGCAGCAUAACCCUCAGAGCAAACACUGAAUUGGCUGAAUUUCUUUUUUGGAUGCUUGAAGUGUGUGUGUGUGUGUACACACACACACACACACACACACACCCCACACACCACACACACACCCCACACAUAUACACACACACACACACACACACACACCACACAUACACACACACACACACACACACACACAAAGUGACCCAUUUAUAGUGGAUAGGAAGUACUCCUUUUCCUUGGCUGAGAUCAAUAUCUAGAGAGGUAUGAAUUAAAAGUAAUUAGUGGAAAUAUUAGAAAGGAGUUAAGGUACGUUUUUUUCCCAGAGAAUGCCAGGAAUCUGAACUGUAUGAGUGGAUUCCAAGGGCAGGAUUUCACAUUGCAUUUUAAAAAGCUGUUGUUAAUGUUUCAUAGUGGAAAAUGGGAUUAAACUGUUUAAGUACUUCACACACGAUGGGCCGAAUGGACGGUGAUCUAAAAUUCUUUGAUUCUAUUGCAGCAUUAUAUAAGCUGGCAAUUUUUUUUUCGGCAGAGAUGUCAAGUCAAUUACACUUCUGUCUGAUUACAAGCAGUAAAGCUUUGAUGGAUUUAUUAUGUUAAAAAAUAAAACAUGGAUUCACUUGGCUAAAGAAAAAAGAUGUACAAUUACUAGCAGGUUGUGCUUGGAAUGGGUGUAGAGUUCCAUUCUGAGGAUACCCACAAGAUCAAAAUAUUUUCCAGUGAUGUAUAUAUGUAAACUUUAGAAAAUAAAUGCAGUGUGGGUGUA
This is a messenger RNA of Mobula hypostoma (lesser devil ray), 9681 nucleotides long. Its product is annotated as zinc finger protein 271-like. Lineage: Eukaryota; Metazoa; Chordata; Chondrichthyes; Myliobatiformes; Myliobatidae. The transcript has 2 exons. The coding region runs from base 77 to 1228 and encodes 383 amino acids. The record is from RefSeq and is a predicted model, not a curated record.